Phyllotreta striolata is the source of this 1872-nucleotide messenger RNA. The record is from the annotation of a GenBank genome assembly. Lineage: Eukaryota; Metazoa; Arthropoda; Insecta; Coleoptera; Chrysomelidae.
AUGCUCUCCAGUAAACUCAUAUUUUUGUUGUUACUAAGCCAAUAUGGCGAAUGCGGAAUUCUUUAUCCCAGAGAAUCCGCGUCCAGGGAAAAAGUAUCUCUCGAUGGAUUGUGGCAUUUUUCUCUAUCCACAAACGGAUCUAACCCGAAAGACGGCCUAACAGGGAACGUUGAUGACCAUGAUAUAUCCCUAAUGCCUGUCCCGUCCAGUUUCAACGAUAUCCCAACAACUUUAGAAGCCAGAGAUCAUUUGGGUCCCGUGUUGUAUGAACGAACAUUUCGGGUACCGAGCAGAUGGAAAUCGUCGAGGAUUUGGCUGCGUUUCGGCUCCGUCUGUUAUUCAGCCAAAGUCUACAUCAACGGCGAAUUAGCCGCGUCGCAUGAAAUCGGCCAUUUGCCUUUUGCCGCAGAAAUUACAUCGUUUCUAACAGACGAGGAAAAUACCGUGCGUGUUAUAGUCGAUACUACUCUAAAUCAAACAACAAUUCCUCAGGGAUCCAUUGAUACACUUCCUGGAGGAAGAAAACAACUCACAUAUACAUUCGACUUUUAUAAUUACGGUGGAAUUGAUAGGCCCGUUUUUUUAUAUACCACCCCAAUAUUGUAUAUAGAUGAUAUUGAUAUUUACACAACUGUAUCAGGAACCACGGGUGUUGUAAAUUACAAUGUACAGGUAUCAGGAGCUGCAGAUUCCAAAGCGGAAAUCAAUUACAAAAUACACAUCAUGGAUAAAAAUAAAAAAGUUAUUGUCUCAAGUGACUCGAAACAAGCCGAACUCAAAAUUCCUAACGCCAACCUUUGGUGGCCUUACUUGAUGAGCGACAAUCCGGGCUACUUAUACACCUUAAGAGUUCAAUUGGAAGAUUCCUCUCAUAAAUUAAUAGACUCGUACGAUCACCCAUUCGGCAUCAGGCAAAUAGAAUACAACAAUAAAAGCGUUACAAUCAACGGAAAACCCAUUUAUAUAAGAGGUUUCGGCAGGCACGAAGAUUCAGACAUCAGAGGCAAAGGAUUGGACCUCCCUCUAAUCAUUAGAGACCACAACUUAAUCAAAUGGAUAGGAGCCAACGCUUACAGGACGUCUCAUUACCCUUACGCCGAGGAAAUCAUGGAUCUAGCGGACAGUUUGGGUAUAAUGAUCAUCGACGAGGUCCCUGCUGUAAACACAGAAAAUUUCAGCAACGAUCUACUGGAGAAUCACAAACGAUCCUUGACCCAGUUGUACAGCAGGGACAAAAACCGGCCCGCCGUUGUUAUGUGGUCCAUAGCAAACGAGCCCAGGACGCAACUGGCAGCAUCUGAGGAUUAUUACAGGCACGUUUCGGCCCACAUCAAAUCUUACGAUGUCAGCCGACCCAUUACCAUCGCCAAUAUGUACGAAUACGACGUGGAUCAUUCGGGGCAAUUUUUGGAUGUACUGGGUGUAAACAAAUACGCUGCUUGGUACCAGAACACAGGAGAUUUGGACACAAUUAACCCUACAGUUACGACACUAGCGCGAGGGUGGCACAACAAGCACAAUAAACCCGUUUUAUUUACCGAAUACGGUGCGGACACUUUGGAGGGUUAUCAUAUUUUGCCCGAUUUCGUGUGGUCAGAGGAGUUCCAAGUAAAAUUGAUGGCGGAGCAUUUCAAAGCGUUCGAUGAAUUGAGGGCCGAGGGGUGGUUUAUUGGGGAAAUGAUUUGGAAUUUUGCCGAUUUUAAAACAGCAAACGAUGUAAAGCGAGUGGGUGGCAAUAAGAAGGGUGUAUUUACCAGGCAACGGCAGCCAAAGAAUAGCGCCCAUUUUUUGAGAAAGCGUUAUUGGAAUUUGGCUCAUAAACUCAAUAAUAUUAGCUUACCGAGGGAUUUAGAUGAAUAUGUAAUAAGCUAA